This is a messenger RNA of Trichobilharzia szidati, 1260 nucleotides long. NCBI's taxonomy places the organism in Eukaryota, Metazoa, Platyhelminthes, Trematoda, Strigeidida, Schistosomatidae. The record is from the annotation of a GenBank genome assembly.
AUGCUUGAUGAAUUAGUAAAGACGCAUUUGGAUCGUAUACAAAAGCAAUUAGAUAAUUAUCGAAGAUAUCCACAACAGACUGAUGACAAAAUGCUUGAAAAUCAUUUAGAGCUGAACUAUGCACGAUAUCAUAGAGCUUAUGAAAAGCUUAAGGCAUUGAAACAACCUUUGGAUUCAGAUAAACAAUCUACUCAAAUGACUUCUGAAAAUCCAAAAGGUGAUAUGGAUAACUUCAUGAAAUUUAUGAUGCUUCAACAGUUACAGCAGCAAAAUGUAUUAUGGCAGUCUGCAUUACUGAAAACAUUUUCCAAAGAAGAUCGUAUACAAUACAUGAUGCAGUAUCCUCCAAUGGAUUUUAUGAGAUAUCAGAAUGCUGAUGCUGAGAAGAAACAAUUAGCAAUUGAAAGUAAAAAGGAUGAUAAACGUUCAGAAAUUUCAAGAAAUUCUUACGUAUUUCAAGAUCAUGAAAAUGCUAGAAGACUACGUAUUUUCGGUUAUAUUGAACUAUUUGCAAUCAUUAUGAAGAAGUCCGUCAAUCAGCCUCCUUUCAGCUUAUCAAAAGCAGAAAAUUUCGGUGUUUUACUACGUCAUUCAAUACAGAAUGCAGCCGAUUACUUAACAAAUGUGAAUAAUUCACUUGGAAGUAAACUGGAAUUAAUGAAUUCAGAGAAAGGCUAUCAGUUUCACUUACUGCUCGAUGCAAAGUUGGACAGGAAUAAGAAGAAGACAUUGAAAACAGAACUACUACAAUUUCUUGAUUGUAUAUUAACUGAAAUAACUAGAAACAUGAGUUACAUAAAUUUAACUGAAUCAAAUACAUUACGUGCAAUUACAUUGCUAGAAGCAAAAUUACUCCUAUUUGGUUUAAUUUUCCUUAGAGUUCUGAUAUUAAAACUGUUUUUAGGUUAUGAAUUAGGUUCGUCUAGUGAAGCUGCAAAACAGAAUAGAGUUUCAAUGUGUAGAAAGGUGAUUGCCUCAGUCUGUGUUUAUAUCUAUCGAAAAAUUAUGACUGAAAUUAUAAGUGAACGUGUUCGAAAAUCACAAGUGCCAAUACCAACAGAAAUAGAGGCAAUGAUUCUGAAUGAUACUGAAAUGAAAGAAGUCUAUCGGAUAGUCAAUGGUGCUACGUUAACAAACUUUAUUGUGAGUCAAUUAUACUUUUUGUAUUGUGUUGUGUGUGUGUUUAAACAACGCUUUCGUAGUCAAAAUGUAAUGUUAAUUUCUCCACUCCCAACAGAAGCAAUUCCCACGCAUGUCUAA